AUGAAGCGGAAGAUGGACGACCUGUCACCCCUGCGGCUCUUGAUCUCCGAUUCCUGUUCCUCGCAAAAGGGCACGCCUCAGUUGCUGGAUGUCGACGAUUCGAGGGAAGACGCUUCGGACACCGGGGAGAUAACGUUAACGACACGUGAAGCGAAAGAUACGCUCGACGAAAGUCAGCAGAGUAUUGCCCGAGAUUUACCUGUAGGCUCUUCAACGGUAUCGAAUCGCGACAUCCAGACUGGUCCUUCCUGGCCCUUCCCUGACACCGCAUCCGACAGUUCCUCCUGGAUAUCCUCCCGUUCUCCUUCGCCAUUUCCGUCUGCCGCCAUCGGCUACGGCGCCAGGCAGAUCUUCGACUGCAACGACCCUUCGAGUCAUGUAUGGCACAGAGCUGAUCUACACCCUCUUGAUGCACGAACAUACCGAGCGGCGAUGGUAUAUCACCAGAUGUAUCAAGAAUAUAUCGACCAUUUCAAAGCAGAAUACCGCGCGAUCCAAGAGCGUAUCGUCAAUGUUGAGAAGGUCCGAGUUGAGCAGAGGGCCAGGUCAGAAGAGGAAAAGAAGCGUGAGGCGGAAGAGAAAGGAUAA
Cyclocybe aegerita is the source of this 588-nucleotide messenger RNA. Lineage: Eukaryota; Fungi; Basidiomycota; Agaricomycetes; Agaricales; Hemipholiotaceae. The record is from the annotation of a GenBank genome assembly.